AUGGACGAUGAUAUCUUUGUCGAAGCUGAACUUGAUACAGCAAUUCAACGAGCAGAAGAUGCAGAGAAAGAAGUUAAAAAACUCCAAGAAGAAAAUUCAUCCAAAGAUGAUGAAAUCUCUUCUUUGCAAAGAAAAUGCGAUAAAUUAAAUGAGGAUUUAGAAGCAACAGAAGCCACCCUGAAAGAGACACAAACCAAACUUAAUGAAACUGAUAUUAAAUGCGAAACUUCGGAACGUAAAGUUACUCAAAUCACACAAGAUCGUGAUGAUAUGGAAAAGAAAAAUGAAGAAUUGUUAGAGAAGUACAACAAACUUAAGGCUGAAUAUGACGCAGCAAUGACUUCUAUUGACGAUUUACCAAGGAACAGAAUACUCAAUAACCCUAAUUUACAAGGCGAGCGUGGGUUUAUACCUGUGUCAAAGUAUGAUAUCGGUCAACUUGUCAUAUCUUUUAUUCAAUUAGGUUUCGUGGGUUUCCUGUUGGGUUGGAGACUAGAAGAAUAUGACGAUCCUUAUGACGAUAGCAAAAAAUAUGGUCUUUACUGGGUAAUUGGUGCGAUAGGUCUAUUCUUUUCAUGGUUUUAUAUUGUUACUUUAAUUGCAUGUCACUUUAUGACACGAAAAAAUCAAACUCAAUAUGCGUUCAUUAGGCAACUUCUAUUACUCUACGCGCUUUUUGCAAUAAUUUCAUGCGUAAAUCUUCGUUCCGUAAUUAAAUCCCCCCAAAAAAAUUCAAGUUAUGAACUAGUUUUUGCAAUAUGGAAUGCUACUGCAUGUUGCAUGUUAUUUGUUUUCUCCAUCAAAAGACCGAGAAAUCCUGAUUUGAAAUAUGCGAGAAAUAGAGUUAUAUCUCAUGAUACAAUUGCAUCACUUUGGUCAUUAACUACUUUCUCAUGGAUGACGCCAAUGAUAAAAUUAGGUAACUUGCGUAAUCUCACAGAAGAUGAUUUAUGGGAAUUACCUUCUAGGUGUCAAGCUGCUCAAUGUUAUUAUGAAUUAGAUCGAACAGCAAAUUUGGAUCUUCUCUCCCGAUUGUUAUAUGCCAAUGCAACAAAUCUUAUUCUUUUCCUUGUUAUCGCAAUAUUAAGAUCUAUUUUUGCUUUCAUUACACCUUUUUUCCUCUAUCGAUUACUUAAUUACAUUUAUUUAAAUUAUCCUAAUGAAUACACAGAAGAACCUUAUCUCUAUAUGUUUGGUAUUCUAGUUUCCGAACUUUGCCGAAUUGUUUUCUUGAAUCAAUUAAAUUAUCAAGUUGUUUGGCUUGGGAUAAGAGUAGAACAAAUGUUAAGUGUAUUGGUUUAUGAGAAACAAUUACGUAUUAAAGGGUCAUUACCGCCUAGAGCUGGAAAUAUUAGGACAAAUAAUGUUUUGACAACCGAUGUCGAUGAUAUUGCUGGUUUUUUCUCUAAUCUUCCUUUCUUGUUAACAAUUCCUCUUGAAAUUAUUGUGGCAAUUUCUUAUUUAUAUGUAUUGAUGGGAUGGAGUAGUUUAAUCGGUGUAGUGAUAGUAUUUUUUUUCAUUUGGAGCAAUAAAAAAUUUGCGAAACGCGUUGCAAGAUUACAAAAACGUGUAAAAAAAGCUCGAGAUGAAAGAGUUGGUGAAAUUUUUGAACUUCUUCAUGCCGUUCGUAUGAUAAAGAUGUUUGCUUGGGAAAAUAGUUUUCAUGAGAGAUUAAUGUUUUCUCGACGUAUAGAACUCAUCCAUCUUCGACGUCUUUUCUGGAGUACUACCUUUCUUACUCUUUUAGUACAUCUUACACCUUUUCUUGUAACAUUGUUUUCUUUUGCAUGUUAUGCAUAUUUUAUUAGUCCGCUUACGGCUGCUAUUGUCUUUACGAGUAUUACAUUAUUCAAUACAUUAAAACAGUCAUUACAACUUUUCCCGAAUUUAGUUGUUGAACUUGUUGGUUUAGGUGUAGCUGUGAGUCGAGUAGAAAAAUUUUUAAGUGAACCUGAACUAAAAAAAGAUAAUAUAGUUUUUAGUUUAGAUUCUACAAUCGGAUUGACGGGAGUUGAUGCCUCUUGGAACCAUAAUACGAAUUUUCGCGAACUUAAUAAUGACUUUUGUUUAAAAAACAUUACUUUGAAAUUUCCUAUAGGAAAAAUUAGUUUAAUAUGCGGUCAUAAAUUUUCCGGUAAAACCAUGUUUUUCCUAACUCUCCUUCGCGAAACCACAGUCACAAACGGUACUAUACAUUUUCCUACAUCUUCUGUGGCUUAUGUUCCUCGACAAGGAUGGUUGGAAAGUACAAACAUCCGAGAAAAUAUCUUAUUCGGAACAAAUUUUGAACAUGAACGUUACUGGAAUAUAGUUGAUUCAUGUGGUCUGACAAUAGACUUUGAGAAUAUGGACGAAGCCGAUUUCACGGAGUGUGAAGAUAAAGAUGUGGUUCUAACGGAUGGACAAAAAGCUCGUAUCUCGUUGGCAAGAGCGUUAUAUAGUUCAGCUCAAAUAUUACUUUUAGACGAUUGUUUAGCAGAUUUGGAACCCGAGAUGGCUCGACAAAUUAUCAAUAAUUGUCUAAAGAGUCCGUUAGUUAGUGGGAGGACUGUAAUAAUGUCAACAAAAUAUGCUAGAUAUCUUUUGGAUGUUGCUGAAUACAUUGUGGUACUUGGAGAUGGGACGGUUCGUUCAAAAGGACAUCCAGAAGAAGUGCAUGAAUCAGGAUUUUUAACUGAAGAUAUGCUCGGAAAAGAUGAUGAACCAGUUCUUGAUCAAGUUGACAAAAAUGAUCAACUAAUGAUUGAAAAAUCCGAUAAGAGAAAUUGGGCAGCAGAAGAAGCUCGCUCCCAAGGAAAAGUUCCGUUUAGAGUUUAUUUAUUCUAUUUAAAAUCUAGUGGAGGUUUAUCUCUUUGGUUUAUACUUGUUCUAUUAUUUAUUAUUAUUAGAGUUUUGACGGUUGGCGAGACAUAUUGGUUGAAAAUAUGGUCCGAAAAUGGAGAUCCCCCAAGUGAUCAUUCAAAUUUGGAAAACUUAAUAUUUUACAUAGGAAUAUAUGCUUCAAUUGCAUUUACUUCGGCUAUUUUUACAAUUAUUCGAAUGGCUUGGCAAUUUUUCGUUUCACUAAAAGGCUCUAGAACUCUAUUUUCAAAACUUCUUAAUUCGAUUCUGAGAGCACCUUUAAGUUUUUUUGAUACAGCACCUCUAGGAAAAGUUAUGAAUAGAUUUUCUAAGGAUUUAGGAAUGAUUGAUCAAGGUGUUGUUACCGUUAUAUCAAGCUUCCUUGGAAAUGCUGUGGGUGCGAUGAGCAUACUUGUUGUGGUGACGGCUGUUACCUAUGAAUUUGGAAUAGUCUCGAUUUUAGUUGAACUAAAACGUCUUCAAUCGAUGACUCGAGCACCAGUAGUUUCUUGGUUUGGUGACUCAGUCAUUUUGAAUACUUCAAACCGUACGACAUAUCUGCUUCAUAUGUCUAAUCGGUGGAUGUCAAUACGUAUGGGAAUAAUUGGGGCAUUUGCGGCAUAUAUUGCAGGAUACUUAAUUCUUAAAAAUCAUGAUCGUAUUAAUGCUGGAUUAGCUGGUUUCUCUCUUAGUUAUGCGCUUGGUUUUGUACAGAUUGUAUUUAUGUUGGUCAAAGAUUAUACAACCAUGGAAACCAGUUUGAGUAGCGUUGAAAAAAUCCAAGAGUAUAUUGAAAUGCCACAAGAGCAUCCAGCUGUUAUUACUAACGCACAUCCUCCAGCUGCGUGGCCAACCAAUGGGAACAUUGAAGUAUCUAAUUUAACAGUUCAAUACGGAGAAAAUGAAGAACCUGUCCUUCAAAAUGUUUCGUUUAUUGUUCAAGCUGAAGAAAAAAUUGGCAUAGUCGGAAGAACAGGCUCUGGAAAAACGACUUUGGCUAAUUCAUUUUUGAGAUUAACUGAAGCUACUGACGGUAAAAUUGUAAUUGAUGGGAUAGAUAUUGCCAAUAUAGGUUUAGAAGACCUAAGAUCUAGAUUAACAAUUAUAUCUCAAGACCCAAUUCUUUUUGAGGGAACCGUUCGAUCAAAUUUGGAUAUACGUGGCGAAUACAAUGAUCAUGAAUUGUGGGAAGCGUUAAGAAGAGUACAUCUCAUUCAUAUCGAAAGUCCUCCAAAUGGUCAAUUAUUAAUCAUUGGACCGAUAACAUCUCUCGAUGAUCCCGUCAACGAAGGUGGUAGUAAUUUCUCUAGAGGACAAAGGCAGUUGUUAUGUUUAGCAAGAUCUUUAUUAAGACAAUCAAGGAUUAUUAUUAUGGACGAAGCUACUGCAAGUAUUGAUAUUGAGACGCAAAAUAAGAUACAGGAAAUUAUAACAGAAGAAUUUCGACAUGCUACAGUUUUAAGUAUUUCACAUCGGUUUCAAAAUAUUAUAGAUUCGGAUAGAAUUCUAGUUCUUAAUGAAGGUUCCAUCGUAGAAUUUGAUACGCCAUACAAUUUAAUCAACGAUCCAGAUAGUUUGUUCAGGCAUUUAUGUGAACAAACUGGUGAAUUAGAUUCAUUAACAGAAAUGAUCAGAUUAAAUAAUUUAGAAGAAUAUGAAAUAAAUGAAGAGGAAAAUUAUGUAGAAGAUGAGGAAAAUUAUGUAGAGGAUGAAGAGAACGAAGUAUUACAAGAUAUGGAAAUAGGAGAUGAAACUGAUGAACAAGAAGAUAAUCGGACAGAACGUGAAUCUGAUCAAACGGAAACGGAAAAUGAAAUAGAACGAGAAGCCAAUGAAUAUGAUCAAGAAGCUAUUGAAUAUGAUCAAGAAGCCAACGAAUAUGAUCAUGAAAUAGUAGAACAGGAUGAUGAUCAAGAUAUAUCAGAAGAUUAUUAA
This is a messenger RNA of Diversispora eburnea, 4776 nucleotides long. NCBI's taxonomy places the organism in Eukaryota, Fungi, Glomeromycota, Glomeromycetes, Diversisporales, Diversisporaceae. The record is from the annotation of a GenBank genome assembly.